Brassica oleracea var. oleracea is the source of this 2292-nucleotide messenger RNA. RefSeq lists its product as uncharacterized. Lineage: Eukaryota; Viridiplantae; Streptophyta; Magnoliopsida; Brassicales; Brassicaceae. The record is from RefSeq and is a predicted model, not a curated record. Bases 149 to 2029 code for a protein of 626 amino acids. Gene Ontology annotation, cellular component: cytoplasm. The transcript has 6 exons.
GAUUUAGAGAAAGCUUCGACGCCUCUCAGCUUCACCGAACAUCACGGUGGCUAAUACAAAAAAAAGGCAUAACAUGAUCAACCACUAACCCCUCAAACACACAUUUUACCAAAAAAAAAACCAACUCUUUCUCCCUCCCUCUCUAAACAUGUCAGCGGCCGGCGCUAGCCCAUUGGCCGUUGCACCGAUCACAAGACGUCGUAUCGGAGACUCCCUCGAAACCACCACAACCUCCGAACGAGCCUCCGUUUCCUCCGAGUAUUGCAACAUAGUCAACAUCUCCUCCCUCUCGCCGGACUUAGACGACGUCGAGGGAACGAACGGCGCGUGUUCCUCACCUUCCUCGAUGGGCUCCACGUCUAGCGGAUCGCAUUACCACCACGAUCAUCACUACCACCCGAAGAUUCGGUACCUCAUCCCACGUAAACUAAAGUGGCCGUUUCUGUGCGACGGUGGAUGGACGGCUGUGAUUGGUCAAGGAUUGGGGAGAAACGUGGGACGUCGGAUCUUGGGUCUCCUCAUGGUUCUCGUCGUCGUUUCUCUCUUUGUCAGAGUUUCGGUUAUGAGUGGGCGCGUUGCUGAUCACGCGCACAGGAGGGAUUUGAACGAGCUUGUUGUCGUUAGGGCGUUACAUGAAGAUUGGUCGAUGGCUCAAAACGCAAUGUCGGAGAACGUUGCUGUCGAGAAGCUUCCCAUUCCGGAGAUAUGGCAGAAACCUGAAUCCAGCAAUUAUCGCCAGUGUGCGUCACGUCCCAAGAGUCAUUCAAGGGCACGUAGAAAAACCAACGGUUACCUUCUAGUACACGCCAAUGGCGGGUUGAAUCAGAUGAGAACUGGGAUAUGUGACAUGGUUGCUGCAGCAAAGAUUAUGAAUGCAACUCUUGUUCUUCCUCUCCUCGACCAUGAAUCUUUCUGGACUGACCCCAGCACCUUCAAAGACAUUUUUGACUGGCGACACUUCAUGAACGUAUUGAAAGAUGACGUUGACAUCAUCGAGUACUUGCCUCCUCGCUAUGCAGCCAUGAAACCUCUCCUGAAGGCUCCUGUUUCUUGGUCCAAGGCUAGUUACUACAGAAGAGAGAUGCUACCACUAUUGAAAAAAUAUAAAGUGAUAAAAUUCACACACACCGAUUCGCGCCUGGCCAACAAUGGCUUGCCACCAUCAAUCCAACGGCUGAGAUGCCGUGCUAACUACCAAGCAUUAGGUUACUCCAAGGAGAUUGAAGAUUUUGGAAACGUUUUGGUCAACCGGUUAAGAAACAACAGUGAACCCUUCAUUGCUCUACACUUACGCUAUGAGAAAGAUAUGCUUGCCUUUACAGGCUGCAGCCACAACCUCACAUCUGGAGAAGCUGAAGAGCUGAGGAUCAUGAGAUACAAUGUGAAACAUUGGAAAGAGAAAGAGAUUGACAGCAGAGAGAGAAGGAUCCAAGGUGGCUGCCCUAUGUCUCCACGAGAAGCAGCGAUAUUUUUAAAGGCAAUGGGGUACCCAUCGUCCACUACGGUGUACAUAGUUGCUGGUGAAAUCUAUGGAGGUAAUAGUAUGGAUGCUUUCAGAGAAGAGUACCCAAACGUGUUCUCCCAUUCAACUUUAGCAACUGAAGAAGAGUUAGAGCCCUUUAAGCCAUACCAAAACCGCUUAGCUGCGUUGGAUUACAUCGUGGCGUUAGAAAGCGAUGUUUUCGUGUAUACAUAUGAUGGCAAUAUGGCUAAGGCUGUACAAGGGCACAGGAGGUUUGAAGGGUUCAAGAAGACUAUCAAUCCAGACAGGUUAAAUUUUGUUAGACUGAUAGAUCAUUUAGACGAGGGUGUGAUGUCUUGGGAUGAGUUUUCUUCAGAGGUGAAGAGAUUACAUGGAGCCAGGAUUGGAGCUCCUUAUGCUAGACUUCCUGGUGAGUUCCCUCGGCUAGAGGAGAACUUUUAUGCGAACCCGCAACCAGAUUGCAUCUGUAACAAGUCUCAGCCGGAGCAGCCUUGGAAGUCAAGUGUAAGAAGAGAGUCAGAUAGAUGGAAGGAGAGUUCAAGAUAGAAGAACGAAGACAAGACAUUGGUUCAACACUUUUGUAGGCCUUCUUGUACAAUAUAGGAAAAAGAAGAAGACUGGUUUCUUGGAAGAUCCAUACAAAUUUGUAGGAUCUAAUUCACUAUACAUGAGCAUCAAUGAUAUACCAUUUUUCAUUUUCUUCUUGUGCUUCAAAGCAGCUGGUUAGGAAUCUCACGGGUUACUUACAAACCAAUAGAGAUAUAUGAUUGAUCCUUGUCAAACAGAAGUAUAAUUUGUGUUAAUCUUUC